Molecule: messenger RNA, 1149 nt
Organism: Egretta garzetta (little egret)
Lineage: Eukaryota; Metazoa; Chordata; Aves; Pelecaniformes; Ardeidae
Gene: MICU3
Product: mitochondrial calcium uptake family member 3
Exons: 13
Coding region: 1-1149 (382 amino acids)
Biological process (GO): mitochondrial calcium ion homeostasis; calcium import into the mitochondrion
Cellular component (GO): uniplex complex
Molecular function (GO): calcium ion binding
Source: RefSeq, a predicted model, not a curated record
AUGACUCCAUAUGACUUCAUUCAGGCUGUCACAAAUGAUGAACCCAAACAUGCUAAAAAGUGGCGAUCCCUUUCAAAGCAGGAACUGAAUCAGAUCCUUAUGGACACGCCACCAGUUUGGAAAGGAUCAUCCAAACUUUUCCGUAAUCUUAAUGAGAAAGGUGUGAUAUCUUACACAGAAUAUUUAUUCCUCUUAUGUAUUUUAACAAAGCCACAUGCAGGUUUUAGGAUCGCUUUCAACAUGUUUGAUACUGAUGGCAAUGAGAUGGUGGACAAAAAGGAAUUCUUAGUGCUACAAGAGAUUUUCAGGAAAAAGAAUGAGAAGAGAGAAAGAAAAGGAGAUGAAGAAAAACGUGCAAUGCUGCAUCUUCAACUUUAUGGAUAUCAUACUUCUACUAACAGUGUUCUUAAAACAGAGGGAGAGGACCUUGUCCCCAGAAGCUAUUGGGAUACUUUGAGACGUAGCACAAGCCAAGCACUCUUUUCGGACCUCGCGGAGCGUGCUGAUGAUAUUUCAAGUUCACUAUCAGAUACUACACUGCUUGUACACUUCUUCGGCAAGAAAGGAAAAGCUGAACUGAACUUUGAAGAUUUUUAUAGAUUUAUGGAUAACCUGCAAACUGAGGUUCUAGAGAUAGAAUUCCUUUCCUACUCUAAUGGGAUGAACACCAUCAGUGAGGAAGACUUUGCCCAUAUUCUUCUGAGGUAUACAAAUGUGGAAAAUACAUCAAGUUACCUGGAAAAUAUGCGCUGCAGGAUUCCUGAAGAAAAGGGUAUCACAUUUGAUGAGUUCAGAUCAUUUUUCCAAUUCUUGAACAACCUAGAAGACUUUACAAUUGCAAUGCAAAUGUAUAAUUUUGCAAGUCGUUCCAUAGGUCAAGAUGAAUUCAAACGUGCUGUGUAUGUAGCCACAGGUGUGAAGCUUUCGCCACAUUUGGUGAACACAGUGUUCAAGAUUUUUGAUGUGGACAGAGAUGACCAGUUGAGUUAUAAAGAAUUUAUCGGCAUUAUGAAAGACAGACUCAAUCGAGGGUUUAGGGAGACUCCAAAGUAUGGUUGGAAGGAAUAUUACUCUUGCGUGAUGACUGUAACCAGUGAACAUCUCAGAGAUCUAUGGAAGCAAUUUCGGAGACGAGAUAUGCUGAGAUAA